AUGCUGUGCGCUGUGGCGGGUCGUAUCAUUAACCGAUGCGGUUGUCCCGUAGCUAGCCCGCGCGGCAUCAUCCUCGUGAGACGGGCCGCUGCAAAGGCCAGUGUUGGUGAAGAAACCUACAUUAUGAGCUCACCAAAUCGGUUGAAGUUCCCUGGCGAGGACUUCUUUCACCCAGGCUUUACACCGGCAGGAUUCACGCCAACUACAGUCCCAGAAGAUGAAGCUUUUACCUCGCGGCUGGAGCCACAGCCAAGGCCGAUUAUCACCAGAAAGCCGGUCCCCAGCCCAACUCAACAGACCUUGAGCACAAGCUCAAAACCCAACCCAUUAGCCAUGAACCCUGUUCUAAUAUCCUCGCCGGAGGCAGUAACUGAGGCAUCAGGCGUCGCCGAAGGUGAAGAGAAACGGGGAAUGGGCUUGGGUCUGGCCCAGGAGCCUAAUGCAGAAGCUACGUUGGCUGUUCCCGUUCAGAACUUGCUAUCAGCGGAGAGCCCAACGGAAGAGGUUUCCGCUCCGAGCUCUGCGUACGGUGACUCCUCUGCAGUGUCAGCGAACCCAUCCCAGCCGUCACCACCAGCACCAUGGCCGGCCGUUCCACAUGUACAGAAGGACUAUGCUUUCUCUCAGCUGCAUGGCGGUGGCGCGCCUCCACAAGAGACUUCACAGCCUGUCUCUCCCAUCAGCGAUUCGGACUAUUUCGAUUCCACACAGGCAAGCAGGGUAAACUCGCUAGCCCACAGAGUAUCGCAUCGAGCAGGAGUCCCAAUAUCUGCAACAUCAAAUGCGCCAAUGCCACCACUUCCCAUAGAACGCCAAAAGCUGCCAGAUGAAGGUGAACAACAAGAAGAGGUUCAUGGCGAGCAUAGACAUGAGCGAGAAACCGCAGUUCCGGCUCAGGAGAAGCGCCGCUCAACUAAAAACUGGCCACUGGGACUUUACUUUGACCGUCCGUCAGAUGAGCUCAGCCCCAUAGUUGCGUUUGACGAGUUGCCAGAUUUGAAGCAAAGCCCAUCUCACACAGCUCCAGAUGUCAUGAGUCCUUCGAUCCUUGAAGCACCACCCCCUUCACAACUACGAGCACCUAACACCCAACAGCAGAUGUUUGGACCGCAUAGGGCAUCACAGCAAUACCAGCAAACAUUCUCACCUCACAGAUCCUCACAGACUUUUAUCCCGUAUCGAGCAUCUCACCCACAGUAUUCGGCUCCCGCUCCAUUUGAUACGAGAUUCUCACUCCCGCCAGUCUCUGUGCAACCAGAACGGCCACCUAUGAAUUCGCAGCAAUCGAGAUAUUCAUCGGCCACAAUGGGCGGGACAACCCCUUUCUUGCACCACAACGAAGACGAGGGCAUUUUUGAUUCACAAAAGAAAGGAAUUAGCCGCACAGAUACAGCAGACUUUUCAACCGCCGGAUCUGCCCACUCAAUCUUUAGCAGUUUCCAGGCAUCAUGGCUUCCCGAAAUUCUCUGGAUCUUACUAUCUAUCGCCUGCUUAGGCAUAAUUGCCGUGAUACUCAGCCGCUUCGACCAAGAAUCACUGCGAGAAUUCCCACUGCCGAUUACUAUGAACACGCUCGUCGCCUUCUUCAUAACCAUUUGCCACGCUGCUCUCAUAUUUCCGUUGGUUCAGGCAUUGAGCCAGCUCAGAUGGAACUGGUUCGUCAGAGAGGACAGAAGCUUGGCUGAUUUUCAGGCAUUUGAAGAUGCGAGAACGGGCCCAUUUGGUGCCGUAAGGCUUCUGAUUGCUACAAAAGGCCGUUUUUUGAAUAUCGUUCUUGUAAUCAUAAUGCUGUUGGGCCUGAUCACAUCGGCGAUGACCCAAAUGAUUAUUGAUUUGGACAGGCGCCAAAAACAAAGCAUCCAAAAUGGCAUCUACAACCCUGCUGAAGUUCCUAUCGCACAUUUGCCGCCAGUAUGCGGCUCGAAAGAGUGCGAGACCCAGAAAUUCAGCUCCCUUGCGCCUGAUUUGAUGGCGGCAGCAAUAUCAAACGUAUUUAUCAUAUACACAAAGCAAGCGUCCUUCCAAGAACCGGGCUCUUCCUCUCCAGGGUCUUCAGACACGGCGUUUGGUGCAAUGGAGAUUCUCUUUCACUUUUGCGUCGCAGAGUAUACACUUAACUCCGGCACCGAGAUGGACCAACAGGUUACCCAGUUUAGAACUCGAGCAGAGGAAAGUAUGGUGGUUCUAUCGGAGUCAGGGAAGGACUACAAGAUUGAUCGUAAUUCGGCGGCAGCACUGACGCGGUACAUGACAUCUGCGUUCCACGGCACAUUUUCCGCAGCAAUUGGCUCCGGCGCAGUCGGCUACACAGGCGCCAGCGAUGCUGUCGGUUCCAGCAUGUUCGGUACUUCGUCCCAAACACUGCCUGAGAGGGACCGUCUUGCCUCUAUACGUAACCUUACGCAAAAUGUGGCAACUAGCUUGACGAACACUAUACGGACCCGAGGCAUACAUAUUUCUGCUGCUUCCAUUGAGCACGAAACCUACAUCUCGAUCCGAUGGGGCUGGUUUGCCUUUCUGGUCGUGCAGGUCGUCCUAGCUGCCAGCUUCCUGGGUGGUGUCAUCAUGGAGACCAUUUUGCUUGACGUUCGCGUGCUCAAGAGCUCUGCUCUCGCCGGAAUGUUUGCCGUCUCCGCCGAGGACCGCAAGCUGCUGGAGGCUGAGGGAAUCGGCAGGGUAAACGAAGGUCACGUCAUGGCCAGCGCGGUCAAGGCUGACGGCAUCAGGGGCCGAUUUGUCUGUAGUGGAGAUAGGGAGGGCUGGGUUCUGGACCUGGGUGUUCGCUAA
Pyricularia oryzae 70-15 is the source of this 2787-nucleotide messenger RNA. RefSeq lists its product as uncharacterized. The coding region runs from base 1 to 2787 and encodes 928 amino acids. NCBI's taxonomy places the organism in Eukaryota, Fungi, Ascomycota, Sordariomycetes, Magnaporthales, Pyriculariaceae. The transcript is spliced from 6 exons. The record is from RefSeq and is a predicted model, not a curated record.